CUAACCAUAUACUGUGAGAACAAUGGCAGUGGAAGUAAUGGCGAGAGACACAGAUUAUGGAGCUUUCGUCGAAAAAUUUAUUCUCCAGCCAGUCCCUUCACCUCAUCCACUUCCCUUAAGUGGCCUUACUUUUGAAAUUAAAGACAUAUUUGAUGUGGAAGGAUAUGUAACUGGAUUUGGACAUCCUGAAUGGGCAAGGACUCAUUCGGCAGCCACGUCAACGGCUCCGGCUGUUUUGGCUGUCUUGAGGGGAGGUGCCACUUGUAUUGGUAAAACUGUCAUGGAUGAAAUGGCAUGCAGUAUAAAUGGAGAAAAUAUACAUUAUGGAACACCCACAAAUCCGUGUGCACCUGACCGGAUACCUGGAGGAUCUUCUAGUGGAUCAGCUGUUGCAGUAGGUGCAAAGCUUGUAGAUUUUUCCUUGGGCACUGACACUGGAGGAAGUGUAAGAGUACCUGCAUCAUAUUGUGGAAUUUAUGGGUUUCGGACUUCAAUUGGUGCUGUUUCUACUGCUGGAGUAAUUCCUAUGUCACAGUUUUUUGAUACUGUAGGAUGGUUUGCUAGGGAUCCUAUAAUCUUGAAGCAAGUUGGUCAUGUUCUGCUGGAGUCAUCUGAUACGCCUCAUGUCAGACCUAGUCAGGUGAUUGUCGCUGAAGAUUGCGUACGACUUUCAAGCAUUCCAAGUGGUCGGACAACUCAAGUUCUUCUUAAAGCAGUGGAGAAACUGUUUGGGGGUCAUAUUAUUAAGAAUGUAAUUCUUGGGGACUAUGUCAAGGACAAAGUUCCAAGUUUGAAGAAUUUCAUAAGUGAAGGAAAUAAUGAUCAAGAGACUAUACCAUCCUUGGCAGCCCUUUCAAGAGCCAUGAGGUUGCUACAAAGGUAUGAAGUCAAGAAGAACCAUGGUGACUGGGUGACUACAGUCAAACCUGAAUUUGGUCCAGGAAUACAUGAAGAGGUAUGGGAAGCAAUGAGAACAUCAUCAGAUAACAUUGAUGCCUGUCAAUCUAUGAGGACGGAAUUACGUGCUGCUCUUACUGCUCUUCUUGGGGAUAGCGGUAUCUUUGUUUACCCUACAGUUCAAGGUCCUCCACCGAAACUAAAAAUGGAUGCAGCUGCCUUUGAAGUUGAUAUAGCCAAGGCUUUUCGCUUGCUUGCUAUAGCUGGAGUAUCUGGCUUCUGUCAGGUGAGCAUCCCACUAGGUAUGUAUGAUAAUCUUCCUGUGUCAGUUUCCUUGGUGGCGAAACAUGGUUCAGAUGGAUUCUUGCUCAACCUUGUCAGUACUCUUCAUGACACCCUCAAAGAAGAGAUCCAAGUUGCCGAAAGAACAAGUUACUAAACUAAAUAGGCUGUUUCCAAUAAUUUUCUGUGCCAUGGAGGCUUGUAUACAAAAAUAAAAAUGCAGAAUGUUGAAAUGUAUUUGUUAAGGGGCCAGUAUUCUCUUCAUUUCCUACAAAAAUUCAGGGAAUACAUAGAUAUAUGUUUCCUCUAUGAGAAAAAUAGUUGGAAAUUCAAGAUCUUAAGACCAUUUGUCCCUGUUCAGCUGUUCUUAAUGUAAAUAGAUAUGUCAAAUAUGGAGGAAGAUAUCCGCUAUAUGUAUUGAUUACGAAGAUCUAUAAUGAUAUAUUCUUAGUUAAUAUCGUUCUACAAAAGGACUCUGCUCUCUCUGAUUGCCUUCAUAUUAGCCGUAUGGUAUGGAAUGGGAUUUUUGUAAUGUUAACAAUAAACAGUGCGACCUUUGCAUAUUUAGUGUAAAAACUGGUGCCUUUCAAUAUAAUCCAACUGACU
Messenger RNA from Pistacia vera, 1785 nucleotides. RefSeq names its product amidase 1-like. Bases 23 to 1336 code for a protein of 437 amino acids. The transcript is spliced from 10 exons. NCBI's taxonomy places the organism in Eukaryota, Viridiplantae, Streptophyta, Magnoliopsida, Sapindales, Anacardiaceae. The record is from RefSeq and is a predicted model, not a curated record.